GCUGCUGCUAUCGUGCGGGCAGUGAGUGAGUCAUUCGGCUUUGACGGCGAGUGUCUCGCAGCGCUGCCGGGCGGAGAGCGGAGGACCGCGGGCCAGAGCAAUGCAGAACUGGGCGCUGACCUCGGUCCUGGUGACCGGCGCGAACCGUGGCCUCGGCCUGGAGCUAGUCCACCAGCUGGCGAGGGCUGAACGGCCUCCCCGCUACCUGCUGGCCGGCUGCAGGGACCCUCAGAGCACACGAGCACAGGAUCUCAUGAACCUAGCAAAGAGCUUCCCAAACAUAAAAGUGCUUAAGUUGGAUGUUGAUGAUUUUGGCAGCAUUCAAGAGUGUGCUGCUCAGGCUGAGAAGAUAUUGGAAAACAAUGGCCUAAAUCUGCUCAUAAAUAAUGCUGGCGCCAGCUAUAGUGGAGCCCUUAAUGAAAUUACUCCUGAAUCAAUGAUGAACAGUUACAGAACCAAUGUUGUUGGACCAAUGAUGCUAACCAAGGUUUUGCUCCCAUCUUUGCAAAAAGCGGCGUGCCUGAAUGAUGAAUUUAAAGCAGCAGUUAUCAACAUGUCGUCGAUAAUGGCCUCCUUAGAGCUGUUUAAUGACAAAAGUGGGACUGCAUACGCCUAUCGGGCCAGUAAGACUGCAUUGAAUAUGGUUACCAAGUGCUUGGCGAACGAAUUAAAACCUCAUGGAAUUAUCAGUGUUUCAAUGCACCCUGGCUGGGUCCAAACAGAUAUGGGUGGUGAAAAGGCACCACUAACGAAAGAGGAAAGUGUUCGUGGAAUUCUCCAGGCAGUGUCGAAGCUUUCAGCCAAAGAUAGUGGAUCGUUUCUAGACUGGAAAGGCCAGCGUUUACCUUGGUGAAGAAUAGCUUGUUGAGCAGUGAGAUAUUAGAUUAGAUUUUUUUUUUAGAUUAGACUUACAGUGUGGAAACAGGCCCUUCGGCCCAACAAGUCCACACCGACCCGCCGAAGCGAAACCCACCCAUACCCCUACAUUACCCCUUACCUAACACUACGGGCAAUUUAGCAUGGCCAAUUCACCUGACCCGCACAUCUUUGGACUGUGGGAGGAAACCGGAGCACCCGGAGGAAACCCACGCAGACACGGGGAGAACGUGCAAACUCCACACAGUCAGUCGCCUGAGUCUGUUAAAAUGAAUAAAGUCUACAGAAGAUGACAUUAGUAGUUACUGAUGUUCAACAGUACUGAAAUGCUUAUGAAAAUUACACUGUUUUUGAUCUAUACACAAUUUUUAAUGAUUCACAAAAUGAUGACUUUAUAAAUCAUGGAGUCAUACAGCACAAAAGAGGUCCAUCAAUGUACCACCAAAGCUCAACUAAAUCUACUCUAAUUCCAUUUUUCAGCACUCUGCUUGAAUGUUUGACAUUUAAUGACAUGAAUUAUUUGUGCAUAUUUGCUUUAUAACCUUUCAAUUCAAUUAAAUCCUGUAGUAUUGUUCA
Molecule: messenger RNA, 1452 nt
Organism: Hemiscyllium ocellatum (epaulette shark)
Lineage: Eukaryota; Metazoa; Chordata; Chondrichthyes; Orectolobiformes; Hemiscylliidae
Product: C-signal-like
Exons: 6
Coding region: 101-853 (250 amino acids)
Source: RefSeq, a predicted model, not a curated record